CUUCGGCUUCCGUAGCUGAAAAGAUCCUUACUACACUUUCUUCCAGGCAUUUAUCGUUCAAUUCAUUUCCUUUCCAAAACAAACGCGCAUUUUAACGCGAAUCAGGCAAAACUACACCCGGAAGGAAGAAGCACAGGACUGAAAUCCGCCCGUUCAGCUGUAGUGAAUCCGCUACUAGGGACAUUUUAACGUGAUCUGUCACGGUUGAUAGUUAGCACAUAGGCUAUCAGGGUAUGGCUCGUUAGCAGGGCAAAUACCGCUUUAUUCGGAGAGUGUUUUCGGUCGUGGAGCGGUGUCGAGAUCGGCUCGGAUGUGAACGGCGGCGCCGGAUGAACCGCGAUCUUCACUGCAGCCGCGGCGACCUCACGACACUUGUGUCGAAGUUGGAAAUACGGAAAUAACAGCCAUUUAUGGCCCACAGUAAUCAAUUAAGUGCACUUCAAGUGUUGAAAUACCGCAUCUGUUCUGAGAGAUAUUAAAGUAUAUGGCCGUGGCCGCUCCUGACACAGGUGGAGAUUAAUAUUUAGGUCGUGCGCGCGGAUUAGUGUUCACAGCAGGAUGUCAAAGGGAUUUGUGAGCUGAGAUAACAACAAAAACAAAAACAUGUCAUUCUCCCUGUCAUAACCUGCAGAGUUUCGCUUUACGACAGAAAACCGUGUGUCGACAUUUGAAUAACAUCGAUGUUUGAGCUUUGCACGAGCGAGCUGUCAAAAUCAUUUUACUGAUCAAAUACUCUAGAAAUCGCACACAUCAUGUCCGGGGACAGCAGCGGUAGCGGCGAGGACUCCGACCGGGAAACCCGCCGUAAAGUUUGCACCGUUAAACACGAGAUCACUAAUGCAAAUCUCACAGGAUACACUGAGAAAGUUGGCAUGGAGAACUUCGAACUUCUCAAGGUGCUGGGCACUGGAGCCUACGGGAAAGUGUUCCUGGUCAGAAAAAUCAGCGGCCAUGAUAAAGGCAAACUCUACGCCAUGAAGGUUUUGAAGAAAGCAGCCAUCGUUCAGAAGGCAAAGACGGCUGAGCACACGAGAACAGAGCGACAGGUGCUGGAGCACAUCCGCCAGUCCCCGUUUCUGGUCACCCUCCACUACGCCUUUCAGACGCAAACCAAACUGCAUCUCAUACUAGAUUAUGUGAGCGGAGGAGAGAUGUUUACACACCUGUAUCAGAGAGAUCAUUUCUCCGAGGAUGAGGUCAGGAUCUACGUGGGAGAAAUUAUUCUGGCCCUGGAGCACCUGCACAAGCUCGGCAUUGUGUACCGCGACAUCAAGCUGGAGAACAUCUUACUGGACAGUGACGGUCAUGUGGUUCUCACAGACUUUGGGCUGAGUAAGGAGUUUCUGGAAGAGGAGAAAGAGAGGACGUACUCAUUCUGUGGCACUAUAGAGUACAUGGCUCCUGAGAUUAUCAGAGGAAAAGCUGGCCAUGGCAAGGCGGUGGACUGGUGGAGUUUGGGGAUUCUGAUGUUCGAGCUGUUGACGGGAGCGUCUCCGUUCACUCUGGAGGGGGAGAGGAAUUCCCAGAGCGAGGUGUCCAAACGCAUCCUGCGCUGCGAGCCUCCGUUCCCCUCCGUCAUCGGACCCUUGGCUCAGGAUCUCCUGCGAAAGUUACUGGUCAAAGACCCUCAUAAGAGGCUGGGCUCUGGUCCCCGAGGAGCCGAGGACAUCAAGUCCCACCCCUUCUUCAAGGGUUUAAACUGGUCUGACUUGGCAGAGAAGAAGGUUCAGAGUCCAUUCCGACCAGAGCUACGUAAUGAGUUGGAUGUGGGUAACUUUGCGGAGGAGUUUACAGGAAUGGAGCCGGUCUAUUCCCCAGCCAGCACGCCGCCUAGUACAGACCGUCUGUUUCAGGGAUACUCUUUUGUGGCUCCUUCUAUCUUAUUCAAUAAGAACGUGGUGAUGGCGGAUGUUCUGGACGCUCAUGUCAAUGUCGACAGGCCCGGUUCUGCUACGGUCCAGCGUAGCGCUAUGCUAAAGGAAUCUCAGUUUUUCCAGCACUAUGAGCUGUGCCUGCAGGGGGCUCCACUGGGCGAGGGCAGUUUCUCUGUCUGCAGGAAGUGCAGACACAGGCAGAGCGGCCAGGAGUACGCUGUAAAAAUCGUCAGCAGAAGGAUGGAGGCCAUGACUCAGAAAGAGAUCGCAGCACUGCGCCAGUGUGAAUCUCACCCCAACAUCGUCACGCUGCACGAGGUCUACACCGAUCAGUAUCAUACGUAUCUGGUGAUGGAGCUGUUGCGUGGUGGAGAGCUGCUGGAGCGAAUACGGAAAAAGAAGAUGUUUGCAGAAUGGGAGGCCAGUCAGCUGAUGAAGAGCCUGGUGUCUGCGGUCAGCUACAUGCACGAGGCUGGAGUCGUGCACCGAGACCUCAAACCAGAGAACGUGCUGUUUGCGGAUGAGUCGGAUGACUCGGUGUUGAAGGUGAUUGAUUUCGGGUUCGCGCGGUUGUUUCCCGCGGGGAGCGGCAGUGCGCCGCUGCAGACCCCCUGCUUCACCCUGCAGUACGCAGCGCCAGAGCUCUUCCACAGCUCCGGAUACGACCAGGCCUGCGACCUCUGGAGCCUCGGCGUCAUCCUGUACACCAUGCUCUCGGGCCAAGUUCCGUUCCAGAGUGAGAAGAAGGGAAUGACAUCAUCGCACGCAGCUGACAUCAUGCACAAGAUCAAAGAGGGAGAUUUCUCAUUGGACGGAGAAGCCUGGAAGGGCGUGUCUGAGGAGGCCAAAGAUUUAGUGAGAGGUUUGUUAACCGUGGAUCCUGAGCGCCGGCUGAAGCUCUUGGCUCUGAAGGAGAACGCCUGGCUCCAGGGCGGCGGCGUCAUGUCCUCCACCCCGCUCUGCACUCCUGACGUCCUGGAGUCCACCGGCCCCACCGUCCGCACCUAUGUCAACGCCACCUACAAGGCAUUUAACCGCGGGAAGCGCGAGGGCUUUUUCCUUAAAAGCGUCGACAACGCGCCGCUCGCUAAACGACGUAAGAUGAAGAUGACCAGCACUGGUGUGGAGACGAGACGCAGCUCAUCCUCCUCCUCCUCUUCCUCCUCUUCCUCAUCCGCUUCCCAUUCCAAGACGCAGAAUUGCCAAUCUCUGAAUCCCCACGAGGACCCCAAACUGUGACGUCUCCCGUCUGACUGAGAAGCUGCUCUGAUGUGGUGAGAGAAUGUGUUACACGAGCAUUACAGAGUGAAAAAGACCACGCAGAAUAAUAUAACCUUCAUACGGCAACAGAUUCGGCAUUUAUUGACGUCUCUUCAGGAGAACGGCCCUGCGCCGGCAGGAUCUGCGGAUUCUCAAGUCGUUUGGGGGAAAGAGGAUCUUUAAUCACGAUGGCUCUCUGUAAACACAAUGCCAAGGAAAUGAUCUACAUUAGAAAGGAGACUCCAGCGGCGUUGCCUUUGUAAUUCCUUUCAUCAUUUGAGACUGUAGACAUUUUAAUGAAUGUAAAUGUAAAAAUGUUCUGUCGUGCGGUGGGCGUCCACCCGCUUUUAGAGAGAUCUUUUAACUGCGAGAGACGAUUGAAACGCGCCAAACUGAGAUCAGGGAAAGCUGAAACGUUAGGGAAUAGCGGACAGGAAAGCCAUAUGUGAGCGUUAGAGUGGACUACUAUUUUAAUGUGUUUUAAUGAUCCACUGAGAAAAGCUUUAUGUGAGUCUUGUACAGCCUAUUUACAUAUCACUACUUUCAGAAGUUUUCUCGAUGUUUGCAUGACUAUAGUAUUUUGAAUGUUUUACAUUUUUAAAGGUUGACGUAUGAAGUCAGACCACACUGAGUCACUCAAUCACCAGUUACAAUGAUCAUAUCCACACUUCUGGGUGAACCUCACAAAGAAAUGUUGUAUUUCUCCCCAAAAUCAAGAAAAAAAAUUAUAUUUUGAGUACAAUUAAAUGUCCCUGCCAAACUGCCAUUACUGGAAUGUUUAAAAAACCCUCAUUAAUUCAGAAAUGAAAUGACUUGCCCUCAAAAAUCAGCAGCAAUAUGUACUUACGAUUGUACUUUACUAAUGAGAGGGAACAUAUUGUAAUGAAAUUACCAUAAAAAAUUGCAAAUCUUGAUGCAAGAUCAUUUCUCUUUCGGGGCUCUUUGUGAAGUGAAAUGCACCCAGAUAUUUCUUGACCGUUUCCGUGAGAUUCACCUUUUAUCGUCUCGACCUCUUCGCCUUCGAAGUGUGUCGAGAUCACUUCGUGCACCAUCACGAACUUACUGGACUGAUUUGGAAAGGUUUGGUUGUAUGAACCCAGAUGUGGAGUUUGCUUUCAUCGGCGUACUUGAAAGGUUGUGCUUCUUCAGUAGCGCGUCUCUUCUGCCGAGCUGAGGGAUCCCGCUCAACUCUCUGUCGACCGAAAGGGCUGAGGUUCACCAGACAGCAAUCGAUCCCUCCCGUUCUUAAGGGCUUUCACAAUCGCACGUCCACGCUGUAACGAGCGACCCUCUCGCACUGUGACGAGCGUGAGAGAAGACGGCGCCGGCGUCCCUCCCCGUCUCCCUCUUUAUUAAGCGUCUUCACGGCCAUUAGUCUCGCAAUAUUUCAGACGUUUCGGCGUGGAGUCUUUCUGCUGUACGUGCCGUGCAAAUCCGCCGCCGACGCUUAGGAUUCAGGCGGCGUGUUGAGCUGACGCUUUUAUUAAGAUGCAAACAGGUGUCGAGUCCCAGUAAAACACCUCCGGCGACGUUAUAUAAACUCUGCUUUUCUUUUAAGAGGUGUGAAGCUGGCAGGUAUGAACAAUUUAACGGUCAGACGGAUUGUUGGGCACUGUUUUUAUUGAAAUAACAUAUUCAUCGUUUGUUUGUGCCAAAAUAAUCAGUUAAUGGAGGAUAAUAUUGUCUGUGAUAGAGUUUUGCACACGAGAUGCACUAGUCUGGGUUUUUUUAUUCCUUGAUUGUUCAUAAGCGAUGCUUCUGUCAGCUUUUCAUCAAAGGAGACGGUCAAACUGUCGUUAAAAAAGACUGGAACAAAUGCAGCACGUUCUGAUGCGCCUCGUCAAGGGUUCAAAUGUGUAACUUUGCUCAGCGUCUGUAAUCACAGUAUCUCUCAGAUGUAAUCAGCAGAGUUUCAUCAUGCCGUUCGAUGAAAAUGGGUUUGACUUUAGGCUUUUUAAAGGAACGGUUCAGCCAAAACUAAAAUUUGCUCAAAAUGUGUUCACCCUCAGGUCAUCCAAGAUGUAGAUGAGACUUGAAGAAACUGAUAGACUGGAGAGGAUUAUGGUGAUGUUUUUAUGAUCUGUUUGGACUCUCGUUUUGACGGCACCCGUUCGCUGCAGAGGAUCCAUUGGUUUCUUCGAAUCUGUUGAAGAAACAAACUCGGAUGACCUGAAGAUGAGCCCAUUUUCAGCAAGUUCAUUUUUGGCUGAACUAGUCAUACAAAGGAUGACGUAUCAGUGAUUUUACACUAUUGUUUUAGGUAAAUUCGAAUCGGUUUGAUUUCUUUUGUCGCACAAGAUUGUCAUGUCAAUGUGUUUUUGGGCUUUAAAGCAGUAAUUUUUUUUAUUUAUUUCUUUUUACUUGCUCUUUAUAUUGUUAUUCAGAGUGUUAUAGCUUUCUGCUCAGUGUAGUUUAGUUUAUUUUUGUUGUUUUUGUUUGUCAGCAAGAACAAGUCUUCAGCUCUUACUAGAUCAUGCACUGCAUUUUUGUUUUUGUGGAACUUAUACAAUUGUACAUUUUUGAUUGUGAAAUUGUGAUGGACCUGAUUUGGCGUCUACAGUUUAAGGGUGAGCUUGCUGUGUCUCUCAUGGCUUGAGUUUGGUCUGUUAUGUUAGGGUUCUUAUUUGCAUGUUUUGUUUUGUUUUCUUUUUUUAAUUCCUGAUAACGUAAAUGUUGUUCUGUCUCUGCCAAAAAAAAAAAAAAGUUUUGUAAUAAAAAAAAGAGAAUUAUAGAGCGGUAAUGAAAUACACUGUUAAGAGAAUAAAUGAGAUGCAUUGUUGUGCAUUAAGAACAUCGCUGAAUCCAAAGUAUAAAAUAUACAAAUAUACUACACUCUAACUUUCUAUUCCCUUCUUAAACUUGUCAUGUUUUUUUGUUUUUUUUUGGCUCUGAUGUCUUUGGUGUUGAUUUGAUAGUUCCAAUCCAUUGCAUUAUCUGUUUAGGAGUGUUGUCUUAAAGGGAUGAAUGAAAAAAUGAAAAUUCUCUCAUCGUUUACUCACCCAGAUGGAUGGACAGCUCUUGAAAGUAUGCCAGUGACUGUUGGCACAAUGUGAAAUAAAUGAGGAAAUGAGAGCUAU
Labeo rohita (rohu) is the source of this 6211-nucleotide messenger RNA. RefSeq names its product ribosomal protein S6 kinase, polypeptide 4 (gene rps6ka4). The record is from RefSeq and is a predicted model, not a curated record. The coding region runs from base 753 to 3113 and encodes 786 amino acids. NCBI's taxonomy places the organism in Eukaryota, Metazoa, Chordata, Actinopteri, Cypriniformes, Cyprinidae. Gene Ontology annotation, biological process: intracellular signal transduction; regulation of DNA-templated transcription; protein phosphorylation. Gene Ontology annotation, molecular function: magnesium ion binding; protein serine/threonine kinase activity; ATP binding. The transcript is spliced from 18 exons.